AUGGGCGGGAAGUCCUCAAGGAAAUCAGGCCCGCGACUCAGUCCCACUGCGGAUCUGAGCAACGUCGCCCACCCCGUCAAUGUCGAUCCUACACAGCCUCGUGCACAGACUCAUCUCAUAAGCAACGAAAUAGAAUGUGGCGUGCGGAAAGCAGAUCUGAAGGGGGAGUUUCGUAUGUUCGAAUCCAUUUAUCCCAGGGUUAUUAUCGUGGCGAAAACCGCACUCAGGGAGCUGGCGAAAAAGGCUGCUUCGGUUUCGUACACAACGUACCCAAGAGAGUUUUUCGUCCGACUGCAAGUCUCGUUGACCGCGUCCGGACUGCUUCGCAAGAUUUUGAAACGAUACAUCACACUCGAAGACAUACACCACGACAUCGGCAACCUAUUCUUCCUCCUCGAUCUGCUGAAGCGAGAUGAGCGAAGCUGCAGUGCGGGAGGCUUCGGAUGUGUUUACAAAGUCACCGUCGGAGGGGUUGAAUUGACGGCGAAGCUUGUUUCGAUAGAGAAGUUUUCGAAUGCCAGGUCGGCCUCUUCCGACAAGUUAGUGGUGUCUAUGGCCCAGAGUCCUUUCAUGGUGACAUAUCAUUCAUGUUUCUGUGCGGACAAGGCUUUCGUGACGCUAAUGGAGUACAUCCGAGGGGUCGACCUCAGCCGAGUGGUCAAAAAUUUCGGGUCGUUCGAAGAGGAAGUUUUGAGCAUACUACUCGCCCAAGUCUGCCUAGCCACAUUUUAUCUCCACAUCCAAGGAGUUAUCCAUCGAGACAUAAAGCCCUCAAACAUCAUGGUCCUGCCGAGCGGUCGGAUCAAACUCUUGGAUUACGAUACAUGCAAAGUGUGCGUCGGCGCGUACGGCGAUGGUAUGACCGCAAGCUACAGACGCAAAACAUUCAUGGAGUUUCACGACAGCGAGAGCGCUGGAACCCCCGCCUUUCUGGCGCCAGAGGUAAUCGCCAAGGCCAGGUGGUCGGUGGGCGCGACAGCCUAUCAGUUGGCUUGUGGGGCGUUACCGUUCCGGGGCGCCCAGGUCGAGCUUGUCAAGAAGAAGAUACGUGAAGCCGUUUUCGUCCCGCCUCGGAGAAGUUCGGAGUCUUUCACAAGUCUGCUCAGGGGUUUCCUACGGAAAACUGUUGCAAAAAUCGUGAACCACUGUUUCUUCUUGUCCGUCUCGUGGGACACUUUGGAAGACGCCCAGACGCCCUGCUGUCUAGAGCACGUCAUUGCUAGCCUCAUGGAUCCGUCAGCUAAUGGAGGUUUCAGUCCUCAAGAGAGGAAAAUAGAUAUAAAGGAGCCAAAGAAGAAGCAACGAAAGCUCCUUUCUUUGCCGGAAGUCUCAGACAGUAGUCAACAAAUCGAGCUCUAUACAUACUGGUCUGAUUGGAUGGCGACUUCCCUGGAGCGAUUGGAAAAUCAAGAAGAGCUCGCUCCGCAAUCAGCCGACACCGAUUACAUACGUCGACCGAAGGACAUCUAUCUGAAGGAGGCUUCGAACCGCUUGCAAGCUUCCGCCGAUGGAGAGGACAGUCUGGACUCGUCAGAUGAUCUGCCGAAAGAUCCAUUUGCCCCCGAGUGCAAGAUCCCGCUGCCAGUGACAUUCGCGCCUUUCGACUACGGUUGGAUCGAGCCGUCGUUCAUCCGCAAACGGAACGAACGGGAGCGUCAGAGAGUCCGGAACGUCAAUGACGGCUUCGAGAGGUUGAGGACUCAUCUGCCUUUGCUCCAAAAAGGCAAAGACCGCAGGUUGAGCAAGGUGGAAACCCUGCGGUACGCUAUCGGUUACAUUCGACAUCUCCAGGGGAUGCUGAAGGAGUAA
Galendromus occidentalis (western predatory mite) is the source of this 1809-nucleotide messenger RNA. RefSeq names its product serine/threonine-protein kinase 32A-like. NCBI's taxonomy places the organism in Eukaryota, Metazoa, Arthropoda, Arachnida, Mesostigmata, Phytoseiidae. The record is from RefSeq and is a predicted model, not a curated record. Gene Ontology annotation, biological process: protein phosphorylation. The transcript has 11 exons. Gene Ontology annotation, molecular function: protein kinase activity; protein dimerization activity; ATP binding. The coding region runs from base 1 to 1809 and encodes 602 amino acids.